This is a messenger RNA of Nicotiana tabacum (common tobacco), 909 nucleotides long. The record is from RefSeq and is a predicted model, not a curated record. Lineage: Eukaryota; Viridiplantae; Streptophyta; Magnoliopsida; Solanales; Solanaceae.
AUGAGCAUAGCGUAUGAUAGAGUUGAAUGGGAAUUUUUAAGGCAGAUGCUAUUGAAAUUGGGUUUUUGCGAAGAAUGGGUCCUGAAGCUAAUGGCUAUGGUUACUACUGUUAGAUAUCAAUUCUCUCAUGGAGGUACAAUAUUUGGACAAUUCAUACCAAGUAGAGGUUUACGGCAAGGUGACCCAUUGUUUCCAUAUCUAUUCCUUGUAGUAGCGGAGGGGUUCUCUGCGAUGCUUAGAACUUAUGAUCGACGAGGUUUACUUCAUGGUAUCAAGGUGACUCCUCGGGCACCAUCUGUUUCACACCUCUUUUUUGCAGACGGCACCUUGUACUUUUUUCGGGCAGAGAUUGGCGAGACUGCGGUAAAAGAUGCGCUUGGAGUGAAAGAGAUUGCUACCCCGGGCAAAUAUCUCGGAUUACCAUCCAUUGCGGUGGUGCAAGCCAUCCCAAAUUAUGUUAUGAUGCUAUUUCUUCUCCCAACAAGCACAUGUGACUUAAUCGAGAAAGCAAUGAAUGAGUUUUGGUGGCGGGGAAAAGGUGGUGACACUGGAGGAAUGAGAUGGAUGGUGUGGAAAGGGCUAUGUAGACAUAAAGAAGACGGGGGAUUGGCAGUUCGAGAGGUGCAGAAUUUUAAUUUGGCUAUGCUAGCAAAAACGACAUGGAGUUUGUUGAUACGACCGGAGGCGCUAGUGAGCCGAAUAUAUCAAGCUCGAUACUUCCUUACAGGAGAUUUGCUUACAGCAACAGUGGGAAAUAACCCAAGUUAUGUUUGGCGCUCAUUAUGCGCGGGGUUACAGGUCUUACAAGGGGGCUGUAUGAGGCGAAUAGGAGAUGGAGAUACAACAAAAAUAUUCCACACUCCAUGGCUACCAUCCGAGCAUCUGCAAGUUAUUCAAAGUGUGCCAUAA